Molecule: messenger RNA, 4765 nt
Organism: Anopheles merus
Lineage: Eukaryota; Metazoa; Arthropoda; Insecta; Diptera; Culicidae
Gene: Nox
Exons: 16
Coding region: 238-4404 (1388 amino acids)
Biological process (GO): defense response; superoxide anion generation
Cellular component (GO): plasma membrane; NADPH oxidase complex
Molecular function (GO): calcium ion binding; superoxide-generating NAD(P)H oxidase activity
Source: RefSeq, a predicted model, not a curated record
UGAGUUCCACUCGGUGUCACAGUUCAGUUUCAGCUCGAUCCGGCGUGCGUUCGUUUCGCUUCGCGUCCUGACCGCGCUGCUAGUUGUGCCCGCGAACAGUGUCCCGAACACAGGCCGUACUGCCGACGGUCCGAAUCUGCUGUUUCUAAUUUUUCUGUCUUUUUUUCAUAAGAAUUUCCCCGCAACAAAUCUCACUUGCAAACAGAGUGCUCUAGUUCCGCGUAACCCUUAUCCACCAUGGAAGGGUCUGUUCCGAAUUCGCCCAGCCGACCUACUUCCCCAGUGGCCGCCGGUGAAAGCGAAAGUGAGCCGACGGGCGUUAGUGGUUCGCGUUCACCGUCGCCCCAGCCCGGCCACAAGCAACCGAAAAAAGUGUCCUUUUCCGACGAGCUACCACAGUCCGGUGCCGCCGUACAGCAGCCGGAAAAGUGUGCACCCAAUGAAAGUGAAAGUGGCCGACCGCAGGAGGAAAAUCCGUUCAUAUUUGUGCUGCGCCAGAACGAUAGCUAUCUGCAGGAUAUGCACAGUUCUGCCCAAUCGCCGUCGGGCGGCGGUGGUGGCGUGUUUCCGAACGCGCGCCGUAGCUCGCUGCACUCGAACGAAAGUGAAACCGGCUCGUCAACGGGCAGCGGUACAAGUACAGUGACAGCGACGGAUACCGGCGGUGAUAAUGGCGGUGUGGUGCAGCAGCAGCAGGACAAAAGCACCACCGAGCUCGUACCGUUCGAUCCGAUAGCAGCCGGACUGGUGAAUAGUUUGGGAGGAGGAAGCGAUGGGUCUGCGCCACCGCCGGCCUCCACCGAGCCGCGCAAACCCUCCGUCAGUGCGAUGGAGCUGGAGGUGCGUCGGGACAAGCGGCGCUGGCUGCUGAUUUCCGAGCUCAGUGCGAUCCUCGGCGAAGACAAGCACACGAUCGACGGUUUCAAGCGCAUCUUCAGAGAACAGACGUUUCUGCAGAAUCUGUUCCGCCUGUUUGACAUGGACAACGAGAACUUCCUGGUGCAGGAUAAAUGGAUCGAACACCUGAAGGGCCGGCUAACUGAUGAGAAACAGAUCGAUUUUGCUGAACAGUUGGAAUCGGUUGCGUACGUGCUCUGCGGAGAUGGGACGGUGACAUACGACAAAUUCUGCCAAAUAUGGCAUGCCAAAGGGAUUCUUGAUAAGCUCUACCGACUAAUCGACGUUGAUUGCACCAACCUCAUAUCGACCAAUCAAAUAAUGGAGUUCAUCUCGAACCUCACCAACUCACGCCCAAGAACAGGCUUCGACAAAUCGUCCCUGGAGCGGCUGGAGCAACUGUUCAUUAAAACGGUCGGCAAUGAGAAGGAGAUCCGGCGGGAGGAGUUUAAGAAAAUUGUUACCUCCAAAAACCCAUUCUUCACCGAGCGUGUGUUCCAAAUCUUCGACAAGGACAACUCCGGUUCCAUCUCGCUUCAGGAAUUCAUCGAUGCCAUCCAUCAGUUUGCCGGACAGUCGCCGGAGGACAAAAUUAAGUUCCUCUUCAAAGUGUAUGAUUUAGACGGUGACGGACUGAUUCAACACCGUGAGCUACAGCACGUCAUGCGGGCGUGUAUGGAGGAAAACGGAAUGCGAUUCUCCGAGGAUCAGAUCGAGGAUCUUACCAUGGCCAUGUUUGAGGAUGCGGACAAGUAUAAUCGCGGUGCCAUUACGUACGAGGCACUCAAGAAUCAGCUCGAAAAGCACGGCGGCCUACUGGAGAACUUAAGCAUCAGUAUCGAUCGAUGGUUGGUGCCGCUGCCGCAGGAGGACACGAAGAAGAAGCGCAAGAAAAAACCCUUGCCCCACCAGCUGACCGCACCGUACAUCAAGAACAACUACGUCUAUCUGUCCUUCCUGACCGUCUUCACGCUGAUCAACGUCGGCCUGUUCGUUUCGCGUGCCAUCCAGUACCGGAACAGCAAUGGGUUCGUUAUAAUGGCCCGUGCCUGCGGGCAAUGUCUCAACUUUAACUGUGCCUUCAUACUGGUGCUGAUGCUGCGCCAGUGCAUCACCUUCCUGAGGACGCGCGGUUUCACUGCCUUCCUGCCGCUGGACCAGCACAUCUACCUGCACAAGCUGACCGGCGUGCUGGUGGCCAUCUUCAGCCUGGUCCACACCAUUAUGCACCUGUUCAACUUCACCACGAUCGUCGUGUACGAUCCGGUGCUGAACGCCAACAACUACACCACGGCCGAGUGGCUGUUUACGGCCCGGCCCGGGCUGUUCGGGCUGAUUGGAGGCUGCGCCAACCCGACCGGCGUCGUCCUGGUGCUGAUCCUGCUGAUCAUGUUCAUCUGCUCGCAGCCGUUCGUCCGACGCGGUGGCAGCUUCGAAGUGUUCUACUGGACGCAUCUCCUGUACGUACCGUUCUGGAUAUUGGUGCUAUUCCAUGGACCUAACUUUUGGAAGUGGUUCAUCGUGCCUGGUUUAAUCUAUCUGGUCGAGCGCACCAUAAGAUUAGUCUGGAUGCGCACGGAACACGGCAAGACGUACAUCUCGUCCGGGCUGCUGCUUCCCUCCAAGGUGACACACCUCGUCAUCAAGCGCCCACUACACUUCUGCUUCCGCCCGGGAGACUACGUGUUCGUCAACAUUCCCGCGAUCGCCCAGUACGAGUGGCAUCCGUUCACGCUCAGCAGUGCGCCGGAGCAGGAAGACUACAUCUGGCUGCACAUCCGGGGAGUUGGCGAAUGGACCAACCGGCUGCACAACUUCUUCGAGCGGGAACAGGAGCGGCUGCACAAUGGCGAAAUUCCUGCGCUGGUCGCUGGAAGUUCUGGGUCGGCCUCCGUAGCUGCCGUUGCUGCGUCGGCUAAGGCCACUGGUGGUACAGUUGACGUGAUACAGGAGAAACUGAAGUCGACCCCGGUUGCGACGAUCCACAAAAGCUCGAGCUAUGAAUCGGCCCUCAACAAAGCGAAACCCUCAGGAGUAGGAGGAGCUGGAGGACCCGUGCCUCGGGCAGGGGAUGCCACCACACCGGCCGGUAUUAUGAAGCAGCGACAUCCACCAGGCACCUCCAAACUGGCCAUGGAGGGGUACAGUGCACCGUCACCGGUUGCUACCUCCACCGCGCAGCCGGCCAAGUUCGAGCGACAAAUGUCGGACAAUCGUGCGUUCAAGAAGAUACAGGCAACGCUGCAGCGAACCUUCUCCCGGCGCGAUCAACUCAUCCCACGAACGGGUGGUGCUGGCGGGGUAGGAGGCAUUGCGAACGAAGGCUUCUCGGGCGAUGGAGCGGAUGGUGGAGCGGACGGGCCGGAGCUGAAGGAUGCGAAGCGUAAGGUUACGCCGGAGCAGAGCCUGCACAAGCUGAUCUUCCAGCAGAAGGUGCCGCUGGAGAAAUCGCUCUCCAUGCCGGACAUGCAGAACAAGUUCAAGAAGCGGGAACGGAUGAUGGUACUUCGUGAGUACAUGCGCUCAGAAUCGGAACGAUCGUUCGAUGAGGUGCAGAUCCGCAAGGCACGACUUCAAUCGCUCGGACUCGCCUACCUAAGCCCGCAGAACAAAUCGCUCGCCCAGAGCUUCCGGUACAUGCGCAACAAACCGACCAUCAUUGCGUUCAAGACGCCGAGCCUGGAGAACUGUGAGCCACGUGAUUCGACCAACUCGAUCGUCGUAUCGCCCGGUGUCUUCACGCAGAAGGAUGCGGAGGAGGGUCGUACGGCAGGAGCGCUACCAACUUCUGGAGCGGCCUCUUCGGUGGUUGCUGUCGGAUCGGGAGCAGCAUCAGCUGCCAGCUCCAAUCCAGCCAGCCGGCCAGUGAACUAUCCCGUCGGUAAGCCGCUCGAAAUCUACAUCGAUGGACCGUACGGUGCACCGUCGAGCCACAUCUUCCAGGCCCAGCACGCGAUACUGAUCGCCACCGGCAUCGGGGUGACACCGUUCGCCUCGAUCCUGCAGUCGAUCAUGCACCGCUACUGGAAGGCACGGCACUGCUGUCCCCGCUGCUCGUACGAAUGGUCGAGCGAGAUUCCACCGACGAUCAUGAACCUGCGCAAGGUGGACUUUUUCUGGAUCAAUCGCGACCAGCGCUCGUUCGAGUGGUUCGUCAACCUGCUGUCCCAGCUCGAGAUCGAGCAGGCCGAGCUGGGCAGCGCGAUGGAGCGCUUCCUCGAGAUGCACAUGUACAUUACGAGCGCGCUGCAGAAGACGGACAUGAAGGCGGUCGGGUUGCAGCUUGCGCUGGACCUUCUGCACGAGAAGGAGAAGCGCGAUCUGAUCACGGGGCUGAAGACGCGCACGAACGCCGGCCGGCCGAACUGGGACAAGGUGUUCAAACAGAUCCAGGACCAGAAGAAGGGCAAGGUGACGGUGUUUUACUGCGGGCCGCCCCAGCUUGCCAAAACGCUGCGCUACAAGUGCGACCAGUUUGGGUUCCAGUUCCGGAAGGAGGUGUUCUGAGGGGAGGAGAAUCGAAUGUUAGCGUGGUUUAUUUAUCGUACCCCUUGUCUCUUUCAUUGUUCAAGUUUGAUUGUUUUGUCCUGUUUUUUUCUGCCUUCAUCAUCCACACACGUUGCGAUGGCUAUUUAAUUUAUCGUUUCGUUCGUCGAGUUUCGGAGGUUCUAUCGAGCGUGUUAAUUUAUUCAUUAGGAUUGCGUAAAUGGCGAGAGCUAAGCGUAUUUUUGAAAAUAGUCAUGUAAAUUUUGCACCUUCUUUCAAGCACUGCCAACCGCAUGUUAGGAUCGUUUGUUUUUAAAUACAACACCCAGCUAUAUUUAUUGUACUAGAAUAAAGAAUCAAAUCAGCAAAUGGCGAGAACUAA